This is a messenger RNA of Prorocentrum cordatum, 3250 nucleotides long. The record is from the annotation of a GenBank genome assembly. NCBI's taxonomy places the organism in Eukaryota, Dinophyceae, Prorocentrales, Prorocentraceae.
CAGAUCGCGGCGUACGCCGCGUUCUGCGAGCUGUCACAGAACCAGGCCCCGGGCACGCCUGCCGCGGCGGGCGACUUCGGCUGGAAGGUGCUCACCGCUAGCGAUCCCGUGGAGAAGCAGAAGAAGUUGGCUGCUGAGAUAGCAAACGGUCGCCUUGCCAUGAUGGCGAUCAUCGGGAUGUUCUUCCAGGACGGUUUGACUGGCUCUGCGUGGGGCGACUGGGCGCUCUACACCGCCUCUCCGCUGCGCGCGUUCGAGAGCGAGCUGGGCGUUCAGGACCCGGUGGGCUUCUGGGAUCCUGCUGGGUUCACGGCAGAUGGCAGCACGGAGAAUUUCGCGCGCCGCCGGCAGACGGAGCUGAAACACGGCCGCGUGAGCAUGCUGGCGACCAUGGGUUACAUCACGCCCGAGAUCACUGGCAAGCUGCCCGGCUACUUGUCGCCUUCGGCUGGCCUGAAGUUCGCGGACGUCCCGAACGGGCUCGGUGCGAUCUCCAAGGUUCCCGCAGCGGGCUGGGCGCAGAUCGUGGCGUACGGCGCGUUCUGUGAGCUGUCCCAGGACCAGUCCGCUGGCACCGCUGCCGCGGCUGGCGACUUCGGCUUCAAGGUUCUGACGUCCAGCGACCCCGCGGAGAAGCAGAAGAAGUUGGCUGCUGAGAUCGCGAAUGGCCGUCUUGCCAUGAUGGCUAUCAUCGGGAUGUUCUUCCAGGACGGUUUGACUGGCUCGGCCUGGGGCGACUGGGCGCUUUACACCGGAUCCCCGCUGCGUGCGUUCGAGAACGAGACGGGCGUGCAGGACCCGAUGGGUUUCUGGGACCCAGCGGGCUUCACAUUUGACGGGAACUCGGAGAACUUCGCGCGCCGCCGGCAGACGGAGCUCAAGCAUGGUCGCGUGUCGAUGCUGGCCACCAUGGGUUACAUCACCCCCGAGGUCAGCGGCAAGUUCCCUGGGUACUUGUCCCCGGGGUGGGCGGAUUCGCGGACGUUCCGAACGGGCUCGGUGCGAUCUCCAAGGUUCCCGCAGCGGGCUGGGCGCAGAUCGCGGCGUACGCCGCGUUCUGCGAGCUGUCACAGAACCAGGCCCCGGGCACGCCUGCCGCGGCGGGCGACUUCGGCUGGAAGGUGCUCACCGCUAGCGAUCCCGUGGAGAAGCAGAAGAAGUUGGCUGCUGAGAUCGCAAACGGUCGCCUUGCCAUGAUGGCGAUCAUCGGGAUGUUCUUCCAGGACGGUUUGACUGGCUCUGCGUGGGGCGACUGGGCGCUCUACACCGCCUCUCCGCUGCGCGCGUUCGAGAGCGAGCUGGGCGUUCAGGACCCGGUGGGCUUCUGGGACCCUGCUGGGUUCACGGCAGACGGCAGCACGGAGAAUUUCGCGCGCCGCCGGCAGACGGAGCUGAAGCACGGCCGCGUGAGCAUGCUGGCGACCAUGGGUUACAUCACGCCCGAGAUCACUGGCAAGCUGCCCGGCUACUUGUCGCCUUCGGCUGGCCUGAAGUUCGCGGACGUCCCGAACGGGCUCGGUGCGAUCUCCAAGGUUCCCGCAGCGGGCUGGGCGCAGAUCGCGGCGUACGCCGCGUUCUGCGAGCUGUCACAGAACCAGGCCCCGGGCACGCCUGCCGCGGCGGGCGACUUCGGCUGGAAAGUGCUCACCGCUAGCGAUCCCGUGGAGAAGCAGAAGAAGUUGGCUGCUGAGAUCGCGAAUGGUCGUCUUGCGAUGAUGGCGAUCAUCGGGAUGUUCUUCCAGGACGGUUUGACCGGCUCUGCGUGGGGCGACUGGGCGCUCUACACCGCCUCCCCGCUGCGCGCGUUCGAGAGCGAGCUGGGCGUUCAGGACCCGGUGGGCUUCUGGGACCCUGCUGGGUUCACAGGGGUGGGCGGAUUCGCGGACGUCCCGAACGGGCUCGGUGCGAUCUCCAAGGUUCCCGCAGCGGGCUGGGCGCAGAUCGCGGCGUACGCCGCGUUCUGCGAGCUGUCACAGAACCAGGCCCCGGGCACGCCUGCCGCGGCGGGCGACUUCGGCUGGAAGGUGCUCACCGCUAGCGAUCCCGUGGAGAAGCAGAAGAAGUUGGCUGCUGAGAUCGCAAACGGUCGCCUUGCCAUGAUGGCGAUCAUCGGGAUGUUCUUCCAGGACGGUUUGACUGGCUCUGCGUGGGGCGACUGGGCGCUCUACACCGCCUCUCCGCUGCGCGCGUUCGAGAGCGAGCUGGGCGUUCAGGACCCGGUGGGCUUCUGGGACCCUGCUGGGUUCACGGCAGAUGGCAGCACGGAGAAUUUCGCGCGCCGCCGGCAGACGGAGCUGAAGCACGGCCGCGUGAGCAUGCUGGCGACCAUGGGUUACAUCACGCCCGAGAUCACUGGCAAGCUGCCCGGCUACUUGUCGCCUUCGGCUGGCCUGAAGUUCGCGGACGUCCCGAACGGGCUCGGUGCGAUCUCCAAGGUUCCCGCAGCGGGCUGGGCGCAGAUCGUGGCGUACGGCGCGUUCUGCGAGCUGUCCCAGGACCAGUCCGCUGGCACCGCUGCCGCGGCCGGCGACUUCGGCUUCAAGGUGUUGACGUCCAGCGACCCGGCGGAGAAGCAGAAGAAGUUGGCUGCUGAGAUCGCGAAUGGUCGUCUUGCGAUGAUGGCGAUCAUCGGGAUGUUCUUCCAGGACGGUUUGACCGAUCACUGGCAAGCUGCCCGGCUACUUGUCGCCUUCGGCUGGCCUGAAGUUCGCGGACGUCCCGAACGGGCUCGGUGCGAUCUCCAAGGUUCCCGCAGCGGGCUGGGCGCAGAUCGUGGCGUACGGCGCGUUCUGCGAGCUGUCCCAGGACCAGUCCGCUGGCACCGCUGCCGCGGCCGGCGACUUCGGUUUCAAGGUGCUGACGUCCAGCGACCCGGCGGAGAAGCAGAAGAAGUUAGCUGCUGAGAUCGCGAAUGGUCGUCUUGCGAUGAUGGCGAUCAUCGGGAUGUUCUUCCAGGACGGUUUGACUGGCUCGGCCUGGGGCGACUGGGCGCUCUACACCGCAUCCCCGCUGCGCGCGUUCGAGAACGAGCUUGGCGUUCAGGCUCCUGUGGGCUUUUUUGACCCGUGUUGCCUGACCAAGGAUGGCGACACCACCACGUUCCUGCGCCGCCGCAACACCGAGAUCAAGCACGGGCGCGUCGCCAUGUGGGCCUGCAUUGGGUACAUCGUGCCCGAGUACUUCAAGUGGCCAGGAUACUGCUCGCCGUCGGCCGGUGUCUCGUUCGCGGACGUGCCGAACGGUCUGGCGG